This is a messenger RNA of Acanthosepion pharaonis, 10098 nucleotides long. Lineage: Eukaryota; Metazoa; Mollusca; Cephalopoda; Sepiida; Sepiidae. The record is from the annotation of a GenBank genome assembly.
AUGUUUUCCCUUUUCCUUUAUCCCUUGUUCUCUUUCUUACUGCAACAAUGUUUUCCCUUUUCCUUUAUCCCUUGUUCUCUUUCUUACUGCAACAAUGUUUUCCUUUUUUCCUUUAUCCCUUGUUCUCUUUCUUACUGCAACAAUGUUUUUCCCUUUUCCUUUAUCCCUUGUUCUCUUUCUUACUGCAACAAUGUUUUCCUUUUUCCUUUAUCCCUUGUUCUCUUUCUUACAAUGUUUUCAACAAUAUCCCUUGUUCUCUUUCCUGCAACAAUUUUCCUUUUUCCUUUAUCCCUUGUUCUCUUUCUUACUGCAACAAUGUUUUCCUUUUCCUUUAUCCCUUGUUCUCUUUCUUACUGCAACAAUGUUUCCCCUUUUCCUUUAUCCUUGUUUCUCUUUCUUACUGCAACAAUGUUUUCCUUUUCCUUUAUCCCUUGUUCUCUUUCUUACUGCAACAAUGUUUUCCCUUUUUCCUUUAUCCCUUGUUCUCUUUCUUACUGCAACAAUGUUUUCCUUUUCCUUUAUCCCUUAUUUCUCUUUCUUACUGCAACAAUGUUUCCCCUUUUUCCUUUAUCCCUUGUUUUCUCUUUCUUACUGCAACAAUGUUUUCCCUUUUCCUUUAUCCCUUGUUCUCUUUCUUACUGCAACAAUGUUCUCUUUUUUCCAAUGUUUUUUUUCCUUUAUCCCUUGUUCUCUUUCUUACUGCAACAAUGUUUUCCCUUUUUCCUUUAUCCUUUUCUCUUUCUUUGCAUUUUCCCUUUUCCUUUUCCUUUUCCUUUCUUCCAACAAUAUUUUCUUUUCCUUUUCUUACUGCAACAAUGUUUUUCCUUUUCCUUUAUCCCUUGUUUCUCUUUCUUACACAAUUUUUCCCUUUUCCUUUAUCCUUGUUCUUUUCCUGCAACAAUGUUUUCCCUUUUCCUUUAUGUUCUCUUUCUUACUGCAACAAUGUUUUCCCUUUUCCUUUAUCCUUGUUCUCUUUCUUACUGCAACAAUGUUUUCCUUUUUCCUUUAUCCCUUGUUCUCUUUCUUACUGCAACAAUGUUUUCCUUUUCCUUUAUCCCUUGUUCUCUUUCUUACUCCAACAAUGUUUUUCUUUUCCUUUAUCCCUUGUUCUCUUUCUUACUGCAACAAUGUUUUUCCUUUUUCCUUUAUCCCUUGUUCUCUUUCUUACUGCUUACUCCUACAAUGUUUUCCCUUUUCCUUUAUCCCUUGUUCUCUUUCUUUGCAACAAUGUUUUCCUUUUUCCAACAAUGUUCUCUUUUUCCCUGUUUUCCUUUAUCCCUUGUUCUCUUUCUUACUGCAACAAUGUUUUCCCCCUUUUCCUUUAUCCCUUGUUCUCUUUCUUACUGCAACAAUGUUUUCCCUUUUUUCCUUUAUCCUUGUUUCUCUUUCUUACUGCAACAAUGUUUUCCCUUUUCCUUUAUCCUUGUUUUUUCUUUUUGCAACAAUGUUUUCCCUUUUUCUUUAUCCCUUGUUCUCUUUCUUACUGCAACAAUGUUUUCCCUUUUUCCUUUAUCCCUUGUUCUCUUUCUUACUGCAACAAUGUUUUCCCUUUUUCCUUUAUCCUUGUUCUCUUUCUUACUGCAACAAUGUUUUCCCUUUUCCUUUAUCCUUGUUCUCUUUCUUACUGCAACAAUGUUUUCCCUUUUUCCUUUAUCCCUUGUUCUCUUUCUUACUGCAACAAUGUUUUCCCUUUUUCUUUAUCCCUUGUUCUCUUUCUUACUGCAACAAUGUUUCCCUUUUUCCUUUAUCCUUGUUCUCUUUCUUACUGCAACAAUGUUUUCCUUUUCCUUUAUCCUUGUUUUCUCUUUUUCUCUUUCAACAAUGUUUUCUUUUUCCUUUAUCCCUUGUUCUCUUUCUUUCAACAAUGUUUUUUUCCUUUAUCCCUUGUUCUCUUUCUUACUGCAACAAUGUUUUCCUUUUUCCUUUAUCCCUUGUUCUCUUUCUUUCAAUAUUUUUCCUUUUCCUUUAUCCCUUGUUCUCUUUCUUACAACAAUUUUUCUUUUUCCUUUAUCCCUUGUUCUCUUUCUUACUGCAACAAUGUUUUUCCUUUUCCUUUAUCCCUUGUUCUCUUUCUACGUGCAACAAUGUUUUCCUUUUCCUUUAUCCCUUGUUCUCUUUCUUACUGCAACAAUGUUUUCCUUUUUCCUUUAUCCCUUGUUCUCUUUCUUACUGCAACAAUGUUUUUCCUUUUCCUUUAUUCCUUGUUCUCUUUCUUACUGCAACAAUGUUUUCCCUUUUCCUUUAUCCCUUGUUCUCUUUCUUAACAAUGUUUUUCCCUUUUCCUUUAUCCCUUGUUCUCUUUCUUACUGCAACAAUGUUUUUCCUUUUCCUUUAUCCCUUGUUUCUUUCUUACUGCAACAAUGUUUUCCUUUUCCUUUAUCCCUUGUUCUCUUUCUUACUGCAACAAUGUUUUCCCUUUUCCUUUAUCCUUGUUCUCUUUCUUACUGCAACAAUGUUUUCCCUUUUCCUUUAUCCCUUGUUCUCUUCUCUUGCAACAAUUUUUUUCCCUUUUCCUUUAUCCCUUGUUUCUCUUUCUUACUGCAACAAUGUUUUCCUUUAUUUUUCCUUUAUCCCUUGUUCUCUUUUCUUGUUUCUCUUUCUUGCAACAAUGUUUUCCUUUUUCCUUUAUCCCUUGUUCUCUUUCUUACUGCAACAAUGUUUUCCCUUUUCCUUUAUCCCUUGUUCUCUUUCUUGUUUUCCCUUUUCCUUUAUCCCAAUCUUUUUUCCAACAAUUUUUCCUUUAUCCUUAUUUCUCUUUCUUACUGCAACAAUGUUUUCCUUUUUCCUUUUCCCCUUUUUCCUUUAUGUUUUCCCUUUUUCCUUUUCCUUGUUCUUUCUUACUGCAACAAUGUUUUCCCUUUUUCCUUUAUCCUUGUUCUCUUUCUUACUGCAACAAUGUUUUCCCUUUUCCUUUAUCCCUUGUUCUCUUUCUUACUGCAACAAAUGUUCUCUUUCUUUCCACAAUGUUUUCCCUUUUUCCUUUAUCCCUUGUUCUCUUUCUUACGUCCACAAUGUUUUCCCUUUUUCCUUUAUCCCUUGUUCUCUUUCUUACUGCAACAAUGUUUUCCCUUUUUCCUUUAUCCCUUGUUCUCUUUCUUACUGCAACAAUGUUUUCCCUUUUUCCUUUAUCCCUUGUUCUCUUUCUUACUGCAACAAUGUUUUCCCUUUUUCCUUUAUCCCUUAUUCUCUUUCCUUUAUCCCUUGCUCUUUCAAUGUUUUUCCCUUUUCCUUUAUCCCUUGUUCUCUUUCUUACUGCAACAAUGUUUUCCUUUUUCCUUUAUCCCUUGUUCUCUUUCUUACUGCAACAAUGUUUUCCCUUUUUCCUUUAUCCCUUUUUCUCUUUCUUACUGCAACAAUGUUUUCCCUUUUUCCUUUAUCCCUUGUUCUCUUUCUUACUGCAACAAUGUUUUCCCUUUUUCCUUUAUCCCUUGUUCUCUUUCUUACUGCAACAAUGUUUUCCCUUUUCCUUUAUCCCUUGUUCUCUUUCUUACUGCAACAAAUUUUUCCUUUUCCUUUAUCCCUUGUUCUCUUUCUUACUGCAACAAUGUUUUCCUUUUUCCUUUAUCCCUUGUUCUCUUUCUUACUGCAACAAUGUUUUCCCUUUUUCCUUUAUCCCUUGUUCUCUUUCUUACUGCAACAAUGUUUUCCUUUUUCCUUUAUCCCUUGUUCUCUUUCUUACUGCAACAAUGUUUUUCCCUUUUCCUUUAUCCCUUGUUCUCUUUCUUACUGCAACAAUGUUUUCCCUUUUCCUUUAUCCCUUUGUUUUCCUUUCUUUAUCCCUUAUUUCUCAACAAUGUUUUCCUUUUGCAACAAUGUUUUCCUUUUUCCUUUAUCCUUUGUUCUCUUUCUUACUGCAACAAUGUUUUUUUUCCUUUAUCCUUGUUUUUUCCCUUUUCCUUUACUGCAACAAUGUUUUUCCUUUUCCUUUAUCCUUGUUUUCCUUUUCUCUUUCUUACUGCAACAAUGUUUUCCCUUUUUCCUUUAUCCCUUGUUCUCUUUCUUACUGCAACAAUGUUUUCCUUUUUCCUUUAUCCCUUGUUCUCUUUCUUACUGCAACAAUGUUUUCCUUUUUCCUUUAUCCUUAUUUCUCUUUCUUACUGCAACAAUGUUUUCCCUUUUCCUUUAUCCUUGUUCUCUUUCUUACUGCAACAAUGUUUUCCUUUUCCAAUGUUUCUCUUUUUCCCUUUUCCUUUAUCCCUUGUUCUCUUUCUUACUGCAACAAUGUUUUCCUUUUCCUUUUCUCCCAAUGUUUUCCCUUUUCUUUAUCCCUUGUUCUUCUUACUGCAACAAUGUUUUCCCUUUUUCCUUUAUCCCUUGUUCUCUUUCUUACUGCAACAAUGUUUUCCCUUUUCCUUUAUCCCUUGUUCUCUUUCUUACUGUCAACAAUGUUUUCCUUUUUUUUCCUUUUCCUUUAUCCCUUGUUCUCUUUCUUACUGCAACAAACAAUGUUUUUCCCUUUUUCCUUUAUCCCUUGUUCUCUCUUUCUUACUGCAACAAUGUUUUUUUUCCCUUUUCCUUUAUCCCUUGUUUUCCUCUUUUCUUACUGCAACAAUGUUUUCCCUUUUUCCUUUAUCCCUUGUUCUCUUUCUUACUGCAACAAUUUUUCCUUUUCCUUUUCCCUUAUUCUCUUUCUUACUGCAACAAUGUUUUCCCUUUUCCUUUAUCCCUUGUUCUCUUUUCCACCUUAAUGUUUUCCCUUUUCCUUUAUCCCUUGUUCUCUUUCUUACUGCAACAAUGUUUUCCCUUUUCCUUUAUCCCUUGUUCUCUUUCUUACUGCAACAAUGUUUUCCCUUUUUCCUUUAUCCUUGUUUCUCUUUCUUACUGCAACAAUGUUUUUCCCUUUUCCUUUAUCCUUGUUCUCUUUCUUACUGCAACAAUGUUUUCCCUUUUCUUUAUCCUUGUUCUCUUUUUACCCAAUGUUUUCCCUUUUCCUUUAUCCCUUGUUCUCUCUUUCUUACUGCAACAAUGUUUUUUUCCCUUUUCCUUUAUCCCUUGUUCUCCUUUUCUUAUCCUUCUCUAAUGUUUUCCCUUUUCCUUUUCCCUUGUUCUCUUUCUUGCAACAAUGUUUUCCUUUUCCUUUAUCCCUUUUCCUUUCUUCUGCAAAAAUUUUUCCCUUUUCUUUUAUCCUUGUUUCUUUCUUGCAACAAUGUUUUUCCCUUUUCCUUUAUCCUUGUUCUCUUUCUUACUGCCCAACAAUGUUUUCCCUUUUUCCUUUAUCCCUUGUUCUCUUUCUUACUGCAACAAUGUUUUUCCUUUUCCUUUAUCCCUUGUUCUCUUUCUUACUGCAACAAUGUUUUCCUUUUCCUUUAUCCUUGUUCUCUUUCUUACGUCAACAAUGUUUUCCUUUUCCUUUAUCCCUUGUUCUCUUUCUUACUGCAACAAUUUUUCCCUUUUUCCUUUAUCCCUAUUUCUCUUUCUUACUGCAACAAUGUUUUCCUUUUUCCUUUAUCCCUUGUUCUCUUUCUUCUGCAACAAUGUUUUCCUUUUUCUUUAUCCUUGUUCUCUUUCAACAAUGUUUUCCUUUUCCUUUAUCCCUUGUUCUCUUUUCUUAAUGUUUUGCAACAAUGUUUUCCUUUUCCUUUAUCCCUUGUUCUCUUUCUUACUGCAACAAUGUUUUCCCUUUUCCUUUAUCCCUUGUUCUCUUUCUUUUCAACAAAUUUUUCCCUUUUCCUUUAUCCCUUGUUCUCUUUCUUACUGCAACAAUGUUUUCCUUUUUCCUUUAUCCCUUGUUCUCUUUCUUACUGCAACAAUGUUUUCCCUUUUCCUUUAUCCCUUGUUCUCUUUCUUACUGCAACAAUGUUUUCCUUUUCCUUUAUCCCUUGUUCUCUUUCUUACUGCAACAAUGUUUUCCUUUUUCCUUUUCCUUGUUCUCUUUCUUACUGCAACAAUGUUUUCCCUUUUUCCUUUAUCCCUUGUUCUCUUUCUUACUGCAACAAUGUUUUUCCCUUUUCCUUUAUCCCUUGUUCUCUUUCUUACUGCAACAAUGUUUUCCUUUUUCCUUUAUCCUUGUUCUCUUUCUUACUGCAACAAUGUUUUCCUUUUCCUUUAUCCCUUGUUCUCUUUCUUACUGCAACAAUGUUUUUUCCUUUUCCUUUAUCCCUUGUUCUCUUUCUUACUGCAACAAUGUUUUCCCUUUUUUCCUUUAUCCUUGUUCUCUUUCUUACUGCAACAAUGUUUUCCUUUUUCCUUUAUCCUUGUUCUCUUUCUUACGUCAACAAUGUUUUUCCUUUUCCUUUAUCCCUUGUUCUCUUUCUUACUGCAACAAUGUUUUUUCCUUUUUCCUUUAUCCCUUGUUCUCUUUCUUACUGCAACAAUGUUUUCCUUUUUCCUUUAUCCUUGUUCUCUUUCUUACUCCAACAAUGUUUUCCUUUUCCUUUAUCCUUUUCUCUUUCUUACUGCAACAAUUUUUUCUUUUCCUUUUCCCUUUUUCUCUUUCAACAAUGUUUUCCUUUUUCCUUUAUCCCUUGUUCUCUUUCUUACUGCAACAAUGUUUUCCUUUUCCUUUAUCCCUUGUUCUCUUUCUUACUGCAACAAUGUUUUCCCUUUUCCUUUAUCCUUUUUCUUUCUUUAUCCUUGUUUUCUUUUUCCUUUAUCCUUAUUUCCCUUACUUGCAACAAUGUUUUCCUUUUCCUUUAUCCCUUUUCUCUUUCUUACUGCACAAUGUUUUCCUUUUCCUUUAUCCCUUGUUCUCUUUCUUACUGCAACAAUGUUUUCCCUUUUCCUUUAUCCCUUGUUCUCUUUCUUACUGCAACAAUGUUUUCCCUUUUUCCUUUAUCCCUUGUUCUCUUUCUUACUGCAACAAUCUUUUCCCUUUUCCUUUUUUAUCCCUUGUUCUCUUUCUUACUGUCAACAAUGUUUUCCUUUUUCCUUUAUCCCUUGUUCUCUUUCUUACUGCAACAAUGUUUUCCUUUUCCUUUAUCCCUUCUUACUGCAACAAUGUUUUCCUUUUCCUUAUCCCUUGUUCUCUUUCUUAACAAUGUUUUCCUUUUUCCUUUAUCCUUGUUCUCUUUCUUACUGCAACAAUGUUUUCCUUUUUCCUUUAUCCCUUGUUCUCUUUCUUACUGCAACAAUGUUUUCCUUUUUCCUUUAUCCUUGUUCUCUUUCUUACUGCAACAAUGUUUUCCCUUUUUCCUUUAUCCCUUGUUCUCUUUUUUACUCCAACAAUGUUUCCCUUUUCCUUUAUCCUUGUUCUCUUUCUUACUGCAACAAUGUUUUUCCUUUUCCUUUAUCCCUUGUUCUCUUUCUUACUGCAACAAUGUUUUCCCUUUUCCUUUUUCCCUUGUUCUCUUUCUUACUGCAACAAUGUUUUCCUUUUCCUUUAUCCUUGUUCUCUUUCUUACUGCAACAAUGUUUUCCCUUUUCCUUUAUCCCUUGUUCUCUUUCUUACUGCAACAAUGUUUUCCUUUUUCCUUUAUCCCUUGUUCUCUUUUCUUACAACAAUGUUUUUCCUUUUUCCUUUAUCCCUUGUUCUCUUUCUUACUGCAACAAUGUUUUUCCUUUUUCCUUUAUCCCUUGUUCUCUUUCUUACUGCAACAAUGUUUUCCCUUUUCCUUUAUCCCUUGUUCUCUUUCUUACUGCAACAAUGUUUUCCCUUUUCCUUUAUCCCUUAUUUCUCUUUCUUACUGCAACAAUGUUUCCCUUUUCCUUUAUCCUUGUUCUCUUUCUUACUGCAACAAUGUUUUCCCUUUUCCUUUAUCCCAAUAUUUUCUCUUUUCUUUAUCCCUUGCAACAAUGUUUUUCUUUUUCCUUUAUCCCUUGUUCUCUUUCUUACGUCCACAAUGUUUUCCUUUUUCCUUUAUCCCUUGUUCUCUUUCUUACUGCAACAAUGUUUUCCCUUUUUCCUUUAUCCCUUGUUCUCUUUCUUACUGCAACAAUGUUUUCCCUUUUUCCUUUAUCCCUUGUUCUCUUUCUUACUGCAACAAUGUUUUCCCUUUUUCCUUUAUCCCUUGUUCUCUUUCUUACUGCAACAAUGUUUUCCCUUUUUCCUUUAUCCCUUGUUCUCUUUCUUACGUCCACAAUGUUUUCCCUUUUUCCUUUAUCCCUUGUUCUCUUUCUUACUGCAACAAUGUUUUCCCUUUUUCCUUUAUCCCUUAUUCUCUUUCUUACUGCAACAAUGUUUUCCUUUUUCCUUUAUCCUUGUUCUCUUUCUUACUGCAACAAUGUUUUCCUUUUUCCUUUAUCCUUAUUCUCUUUCUUACUGCAACAAUGUUCUCUUUUUCCAACAAUGUUUUUCCUUUAUCCCUUGUUCUCUUUCUUACUGCAACAAUGUUUUCCUUUUUCCUUUAUCCUUUUUCUCUUUCUUACUGCAACAAUGUUUUCCUUUUCCUUUAUCCUUGUUCUCUUUCUUACUGCAACAAUGUUUUCCCUUUUCCUUUAUCCCUUGUUCUCUUUCUUACUGCAACAAUGUUUUCCCUUUUUCCUUUAUCCUUAUUCUCUUUCUUGUUUUUCCUUUUCCUUUAUCCUUGUUCUCUUUCUUACUGCAACAAUGUUUUCCCCUUUUUCCUUUAUCCUUGUUCUCUUUCUUACUGCAACAAUGUUUUCCUUUUUCCUUUAUCCCCUUGUUCUCUUUCUUACUGCAACAAUGUUUUCCCCUUUUUUCUCCUUUCUUCCAAUGUUUUCCUUUUUCUUAUCCUUGUUCUCUUUCAACAAUGUUUUUCCUUUUUCCUUUAUCCUUGUUCUCUUUCUUACUCCAACAAUGUUUUCCCUUUUCCUUUAUCCCUUGUUCUCUUUCUUACUGCAACAAUGUUUUCCCUUUUUCCUUUAUCCCUUGUUCUCUUUCUUACUGCAACAAUGUUUUCCUUUUUCCUUUAUCCCUUGUUCUCUUUCUUUGCAACAAUGUUUUCCCUUUUUCCUUUAUCCCUUAUUUCUCUUUUCUUACUGCAACAAUGUUUUCCCUUUUUCCUUUAUCCCUUGUUCUCUUUCUUACUGCAACAAUGUUUUCCCUUUUCCUUUAUCCCUUGUUCUCUUUCUUACUGCAACAAUGUUUUCCCUUUUCCUUUAUCCCUUGUUUCUCUUUCUUACUGCAACAAUGUUUUCCCUUUUCCCUUUAUCCCUUGUUCUCUUUCUUACUCAACAAUUUUCCCUUUUCCUUUAUCCCUUGUUCUCUUUCUUACUGCAACAAUGUUUUCCUUUUUCCUUUAUCCUUGUUCUCUUUCUUACUCAAUGUUUUCCCUUUUCCUUUCCCUUGUUCUCUUUCUUAACAAUGUUUUCCCUUUUCCUUUAUCCCUUUUUCUCUUUUUAUCCCUUGUUUUCUUUUCCUUUUCCUUGUUCUCUCUCUUUCUGCAACAAUGUUUUCCCUUUUUCCUUUAUCCUUGUUCUCUUUCUUACUGCAACAAUGUUUUCCCUUUUUCCUUUAUCCUUGUUCUCUUUCUUACUGCAACAAUGUUUUCCCUUUUUCCUUUAUCCUUGUUCUCUUUCUUACUGCAACAAUGUUUUUCCUUUUCCUUUAUCCUUGUUUUCUCUUUCUUAUUCUCUUUCUGCAACAAUGUUUUCCCUUUUUCCUUUAUCCCUUGUUCUCUUUCUUACUCCAAUGUUUUCCCUUUUCUUUAUCCCUUGUUCUCUUUCUUACUGCAACAAUGUUUUUCCCUUUUCCUUUAUCCCUUGUUCUCUUUCUUACUGCAACAAUGUUUUCCUUUUCCUUUAUCCUUGUUCUCUUUUCUUUGCAUGUUUUCCUUUUCCUUUAUCCCUUGUUCUCUUUCUUAUGCAACAAUUUUUCCUUUUUCCUUUAUCCCUUAUUCUCUUUCUUACUGCAACAAUGUUUUUCCUUUUUCCUUUAUCCCUUGUUCUCUUUCUUACUGCAACAAUGUUUUCCCUUUUUCCUUUAUCCUUGUUCUCUUUCUUACGUCCAAUGUUUUCCUUUUUCCUUUAUCCCUUAUUCUCUUUCUUACUGCAACAAUGUUUUCCUUUUUCCUUUAUCCCUUGUUCUCUUUCUUACUGCAACAAUGUUUUCCCUUUUUCCUUUAUCCCUUUUCUCUUUCUUACUGCAACAAUGUUUUUCCCUUUUUCCUUUAUCCCUUGUUCUCUUUCUUACUGCAACAAUGUUUUCCCUUUUCCUUUAUCCCUUGUUCUCUUUUUCUUUGUUUUUCCCUUUUCCUUUAA